UGUGUGUGAAUAGCAAUAACCUUUUUUGUGAGUGCAGCAGCUGAGCAGUAAUAGAUAUGCAGCUAACUUGUGGUUUGCUGUAAAUUAGAUAGGCGGAGUUCAAAACGACGUUUAACUAAGCAAUGAUAGUAUAAACCCGUCGUAAAUGGGUUUAUUAUCACGUCAUCAGUCGGCAAUUUUCUUCAGUCAGCCUACAACUGCGAAUGGAUUAUACAGAUUUGCUUUUUUAGCUCAGCCUUGCGACGCCCUGUCCGCAGCCAUAGACAAUCAGGACAUUUUGACUUUCGAGGAGACCUCGAUCGGCCAGUGCAAUGGCAGUGUUCAGUCCACAAGUGCUUCUGGCAGUAACAAGAUCAAGGGGGUCUUACCUACUGUCUAAGAGGCACAGCUGCUGCUCCCUCCCCUCUGCCUACGUCCACUACCAACUGGACCCUCCAAGCCGCCUGUCACCCCUACACUCCCUCAAGCACUCCAGAAUGGGCUACCCUCACUCUGUCCGGCUCCACGGCUCCAGAACCCACAGCAAUUCCCUGCUGUCCAGGUCUCUGCACAGCUCCUGUGUCUGGCUUCAGGACACCAAGACUCCCAAUACUCCAGCCCAGGUUGACCCCCCAGCAACUCCCAAGAAUGCCCUCUCAGAUCCUGCCCCCCUGCCUCCAGUCCCUGCUCCCUCUUCUACAACCACUGUAGCAGCCGCUGACCCCCCGGGUCAGUUGGUAAAGAAGUCUAUUGGCCAGAGGAUAGUGGAGGAGCUGAAACACUACUACAAUGGCUUCAGACUUCUUGGGAUCGAUAUCAAGAUUGCAGGGAGGAUGGUGUGGCGACUGCUACAUGGACAACUUCUCUCACGCAGAGAGAGGAGACGGCUGAUGAGGACGUGCGCUGACCUGUUCCGCCUGGUGCCCUUCGUGGUGUUCAUCAUCGUCCCCUUCAUGGAGUUCCUGCUUCCUGUCUUCCUGAAGCUCUUCCCUGAGAUGCUUCCCUCCACCUUUGAGACUGAGACCAAAAAGGAGGAGAAGCAGAAGAAGGGUUUAGCGGCUAAGCUGGAGCUGGCUAAGUUUCUUCAGGAGACCAUAGCAGAAAUGGCCAGGAGGAACAAGACCAAGGCUCUUGCUGAGGAUGAGACCCAGCGCUUUUCCACCUACGUACAAAAGGUGCGUCACACAGGAGAGCAGCCCACCACUAAGGACAUUGUCAAGUUCUCCAAGCUGUUCGAAGACGAAUUAACACUGGAGCAUCUAGAGCGCCCCCAGCUGGUGGCCCUGUGUAAACUGCUGGAGCUUCAGCCCAUUGGAACCAAUAACCUGCUGCGCUUCCAGCUCAUGAUGCAGCUGAGAAACAUCAAAGCAGAUGACGAGGUGAUAGCCACUGAGGGUGUACCUGCUAUGAGUGUGUCCGAGCUGCAGGCGGCGUGUCGCAGCAGAGGGAUGAGGUCACUGGGUCUGACCACUGACCAGCUACGCCAGCAGAUGCAACAGUGGUUGGACCUACACUUGAAGGAGAACGUUCCUCCCUCUCUGCUGCUGCUGUCCAGAGCUAUGUACCUGACGGACCUCAAACCUGUCAUACCCGUCAUACCCCCUGUACCUAAACUAGAGAAAGCCACUCCUCCAACUGAGAUCCCUCAAGGAACCGACAUACUAGUGGACCCAGCUGUGGUGAUUACAGACAGGCCGGCGGAAGAGGUUAAAGACCAGGCUGGCGUCGUCUCAGACAAGCCUCCCACUGCUGCCCAGGUUAUCCAGGCUAAAGCAGCAGAGGCAUCCCAGAAGAGCAAGAUGAGUGCCAACGGGGUGUGAGGUGUAGGGGCCACUGAGCAGGACUGAAAGGGAUGGGGCUUCAGGGUGUGAAAGGUUCAGCUUAUCGACAAAAGGAAUCAGUCCACCCCUUUGGUCCUUCUACCAACUUAAGAGUGGCCGAAGUCAGUCAUCCUCCUUGUCCAUCCAACAGAGCUGGACAUUGUCAUUCAGAAAGAGGUCCUAAGCUCAUCAUAAGACCAUCAAAUGUGAUGAUAUGUUCAUCAGACCUCUCUCCUCCAGACACAGCUGGAAUGAGGCUGUUGGCAGGUGUUUUUAAAAGAGGAUUCGUUACCUGUCUGGUACCUGUGUGGUUCUUGGCAGUUCAUGCACUCCAUCCAUUUUGAGUUUUGCACUCAAAGGCUAACAUAUGGCAGGGUUGGCAAUCUGCUUCCCACAGGCUUAUAUUUUUUGGACCUCCACAUUUUUUUUAAUUUACAGGAGAAUUCUAAAAUCGCUAGUAAUUCAGCACCAUUUUUGUUUUAAUUUAGGAGAUGUGUUCCUAAAUAUUACCAGAAAUAGAAUAAGGGACAUUGUAUCAGUGCAGUCAGGUUUGUAUUAAUUUAUUUUUUGGGUUCAGUUGUGUACUCAUUUGCAGUGUACAAAUUUGCAGUGUACAAAAGAUUUUGGGGAAUGUUGCCCCCCCCCCCCCCCAUUAUCUGCUAUGACAAAAAAUGCUGUGUGAGUUAAUCUGGUUGCCUAUCCCUGAUGUCAGUUACUGUAACAUAAACACAGAAACAUCCCUUGACUGGGAUCACCUUUCACCGUUACUCUAUGAUGUAACAAAUGAGUAUGACCUUGAAGAGUAUAGACAGUCUCUCAAGGCAUUUAGCCCAGUAAUGUGGUUGGUGGGUCUGGUGAAACUUUAGUCUGAUUCACCUUAGGUGGUAUUUAGAGCUGUUGUGGUCUCACUAUCAUCAGGCACAGAAGCUGAUUCAACUUUACUAGACACACCACAAAGACGCCAAGCACUGGAUCCCACAGUGUUACAGGUUACCUGCUGGGUGUUGACUAAUGGAGGCAACUGAACAACUAUUCACUGUCAAGAGUUAGAGACAAAUGGCUUCCAGAUCUGGGUCAGACUAAAGUAGUCCACCACCGGUUCACCUGUAUAUUUGUAAAUACCUUGUACAUUGUUGUCAGUGUCUGGCAGAUAACAGACAUCUGACUGUACAGUUCAUGGCCAAUCCCUCAAGCUCUCCACUAGUUGUAUGAGUUUUUGCCCACCUUUUUAUGAAGUAUAUUUUUGUGUGAAGACCUAGCUAAGACUUAUCAACUCUACAUUAUCUUGCUGUUAUGCCCUAAAGUUACUUUUCUCAUCACUCUCGUUACCAGAAAGUAAUUGUUUACCUCUAAAUGUUCUUUGCUGAUAGGGAUAUAAACAGUUGUGUAUAGAAAAAGGCAGAUUGUCCAACUACUUGUCAUGGUCGUUAGUGUCAUUGCAUUUAGUUACACCAGAAAAUGUAAUGUGGUGUUCAUGCAAAUUUGUUGGAGUGUGAUUUCGGACAGUGUUCAAAAUAAUUUUUAAAUGUGAUUUGUAAAGAGCUUGAGAGAUGGGCCCUAUUUGAUCAUGAAAUUACUAGUACUUACCCUGCUUACAUAUGAUGUUAACUUGUUUCCAAUAAGGUUCUUGGAAGAUUUACCACAUAAAUGUCUACUGUACAUGCUU
Esox lucius (northern pike) is the source of this 3465-nucleotide messenger RNA. RefSeq names its product LETM1 domain-containing protein LETM2, mitochondrial. Lineage: Eukaryota; Metazoa; Chordata; Actinopteri; Esociformes; Esocidae. The transcript is spliced from 10 exons. The coding region runs from base 312 to 1799 and encodes 495 amino acids. The record is from RefSeq and is a predicted model, not a curated record. Gene Ontology annotation, molecular function: ribosome binding. Gene Ontology annotation, biological process: intracellular monoatomic cation homeostasis. Gene Ontology annotation, cellular component: mitochondrial inner membrane.